Molecule: messenger RNA, 1206 nt
Organism: Schistosoma haematobium
Lineage: Eukaryota; Metazoa; Platyhelminthes; Trematoda; Strigeidida; Schistosomatidae
Exons: 11
Coding region: 1-1206 (401 amino acids)
Biological process (GO): cell adhesion; proteolysis
Cellular component (GO): membrane; cytoplasm
Molecular function (GO): metalloendopeptidase activity
Source: RefSeq, a predicted model, not a curated record
AUGCUGAAAUUUGCACAAGUAGCAAUAAAGUAUUGGGAAGAAGCAUUGACAGUCAAGAAACCUGGAAGUGGAAAACAACUAGCAAAAAGGUAUUGUGAAAGUGGAUACUAUCGCACAGUUACUGCAAAUAAUUCCAUAGUCUGUUACAAGUCGAAGUGUAAACGCGAUGUUCUGUGCGGAGGGGUGAAAAUUCCAGAUCAGUAUGUAGGGGAAUGUUAUCAAUUAAAAAAUAACCGAUUGCAUAGAUCUUACAGAAAUGGAAGUGGAAUACCAUCUGACGGUUAUGUCCUAUUUGUUGAUGCUAUAAAUACAAUUACCUGUUAUGGUGGUGCAGCAGCAUAUGCAUCAUCAUGCUUAAUGGAUGAGGAAACAGAUAGGCCAAUUCUUGGAUUUAUAAAUGUUUGCCCAGGAAAUAUGGGAGUCCAUUAUCCUGAAGAUAGAAUAUCAAUUGGAGUUUUCCUACAUGAAAUUGGUCAUGCACUUGGAUUUUCAUCAUACAACUUCGCUUUUAUGCGCUUUCCAAAUGGGACACCUCGAACUCCCAGGGACGAAACACGUAAGCCAAAGUACAGAGAUAAAUAUGGACAUUAUAUUCCGAGUAUCAACACUAUCCAAAAGAUCACAAGAAGAUGGAGAAGUGCGGCAGGAUGGUUUACAAAAGACUUUUAUGCUUUCGUUACUCCUAAAAUCCUGAACGCUGCGAAAAAACAUUUCAAUUGUGAACAGUUAGAUGGAGCAGAUUUGGAAAAUCAAUACCAAACUGGACCGAUAGGAUCGCAUUGGGAGGGAAGAACAUAUUCAAGCGAAAUAAUGGCUGGAAGAAUACAAAUUGAUUACUCUGUAUCGCGUGUUACUCUUAGCUUCUUUGAGGAUUCGGGUUGGUACACUGUUGAUUACUCAAAAGCAAUGAAAUGGGAAUAUGGUAGACAAUUAGGAUGUGACUUUAGCAUGAAAAGUUGCCUCGACUAUGCUCAAAUUAGACGACAACACGGCAGGAAAAUUAUCCCAUUCUGUGACACUGUCAAUGAAGCAAGAUGUCGGGAUGCAUUCUCAUAUGGAAGAUGUAUUAUUGUGAGGUAUGGAACCCCAGUUCCUAAAGAAGAUCGGUUCUUCUCCAAAGCCCCAUUUGACACUGAAUAUCCUCCUGAAUAUUUCGGUGGGAAUGAUCCAUUUACAGACUAUUGUCCAACAAUGGCUGUAAGUUGA